This is a messenger RNA of Hevea brasiliensis (rubber tree), 2091 nucleotides long. Its product is annotated as seipin-2. Gene Ontology annotation, cellular component: endoplasmic reticulum membrane. The record is from RefSeq and is a predicted model, not a curated record. NCBI's taxonomy places the organism in Eukaryota, Viridiplantae, Streptophyta, Magnoliopsida, Malpighiales, Euphorbiaceae. Gene Ontology annotation, biological process: lipid storage; lipid droplet organization.
GUUUGAGUCUAGCAAAUUUAAACAAUCGGAGUUUAUCUUUUAAUUUGAAUUGGAAUUAAACUCGAACCUAGUAAAAAUUUAAUAAGAGUUUGAGCUCUCAGCUUGUUUAGGCCCUUAAUUUUUAGUAUUCUAUUACUGAGUUCUCCGUGCAUGCUGAAAUUGCAGAGAGAAUAAUAUCGGCAAUGAAAUGUAGCACACCAAAAUAGAAGCUUCUUGCUGGUUUGCUAGCUAAGGUUCAUCCUGCUUGAGCUGACAUGUAUGGAGCAGUAUUGAAGCGUGUGUCCCUCUAAAACUUAUCCUAAUCCCCUCACCAACAAGAUUGAUGUAAAGAUUGUUCACUCAAUACAUAAAAUCAGACACCAAAACAAUCGAACUGGUUAGCAUCCCAAGAAAAUCACAAUUGUGCCCGCCAAAUUAUCAUUUCCCACCUAUAAAGUUCAUUAUGCAGUUGCAAAGUUUCCAUAGUUCGCACCCCCAUUAGCCGAAGUUCAAACCCUGCAAGAAAAAAACUUCUAUGGAAGAAUCCAAACAGCAAGAAAUUAGCCAAACCGAUGUAGAGUCUACGAGUCUCUGCGAUGCGCUAAAAUGUUGCCUGAUCAAACUUGGCAUAGGGGGAGCUGACAAGUUCAUGGAUAGAAAUAGGUUGAAAAUGAAAUCUUUCAGCAAUAGCUUUGGGCAGCAAGACUGGGGCUCUAGUUCAAAGGAUUGUCACAAUUGUGCAGAAUGUACUUUUGGGCGGAGAAGAGAUGAAAAUGGUGUUUCCUUGCAAGACAACGAAAGGGUUAGUGCCAAGAAGGAUAAGCAUGUCGUAUAUGGCACUGUGACCACUAAUGAAUGGAACAAUGAGCAUGUUGAUGAGUCACAGGUAGUGAAUUCUCCUUCCGCAGGCUGCAAUCAAUUUUCUUUGAAUUUUCUUGCUUUCUUUGCAGUACUACUGAUGAAGUUCAUGGGUUUUCAGUUCAGUCUUCUGGUCAGUUUUUUCACAUUUCCGAUUUGGUUAUCGUACUUCUCGUUCAUGUUUCUUAUGUUUCCUUUCCAAACUCUAAGGCACAUUAGAGGGUUUUUUAUUACGAAAUUGUUUAAAUUCUGGGGUAUUUCUAGUAGAAAUGUUACUGAGAAAGCACAAAAAACAAUGGGAAAUAUAGCGAUGAGGUUUGGGCGUGCAUUCUUCUGGUCAAGCUAUGUAUUUCUCAUGCUUUUAGCGUUACUAGUAUCAGGGUUUGUAUUUGGAGGUUUAUUGAUGAGAAACAUUGUAGCUAAGCCUGUUCAGGCCAGAGAAAUUCUGAACUUCGAUUACACAAAAACUAGUCCAGUAGCAUUUGUGCCAAUAAUGCCACACUCUGGUGUGGGAGAUCCUUCUGGCCUAAUUGCUAAGGAAGUUGGAGAUCGUGUUAUUCCUUACAAUCACAAAUUGCAGCUCAUUGUUUCUUUGACAGUGCCCGAGUCUGACUGCAAUCGCAAACUUGGCAUCUUCCAGGUGAGGGUGGAAUUCCUGUCAGCAAUUUGAAAAGUCACUGCAAGCUCAAGUCAUCCAUGUAUGUUGCGGUUCAAAAGCCAACCCGUCCGAUGUGUCGAAACAAUCAUGAAGGUGAUGCUAGAGUCUCGAGCUGAGUACAAAUCAGGUGCUGGUAUCCCUGAAAUCUAUGAAGCAUCACUGUCUCUUGAGUCUGAUCUCCCACGGCUGAAAAGAUUAAUCUGGAACUGGAGGAGAACCAUUUUUGUGUGGACAAGCAUCGUCCUGCUUUUCACUGAGCUUAUGUUGCUUUUACUCUUCUGUAGACCUAUAAUUCUUCCAAGAGGAAGGCCUCGCAUAGCAUAUGCGAAAAAAGAAGAUCGUUCAAACAUCAUCUGCAAAGAAGAUCGUUCAAACAUCAUCUGCCGGUAUAGAAACAAGUGAUUCAAACAUCAUCUGCUGGUAUAGAAACAGGUGAUCAGAUGAUGACUUGCAAUCCAAGGUUGAUGCUGAGCAUUAAUAUUGAUUAUAAGGAAAGAGUAAUUAUGUUUUAAGAGUAGGAAAAUAAUUAUGACGAUGUAAGAUAAAGUAUAAAUCCUGCACACAUCUUAAACUUAAGUGCUAUGUUUUGCAGUUCU